Messenger RNA from Uranotaenia lowii, 6021 nucleotides. It is a transcript of the gene Chc, whose product is annotated as clathrin heavy chain. The coding region runs from base 123 to 5147 and encodes 1674 amino acids. Lineage: Eukaryota; Metazoa; Arthropoda; Insecta; Diptera; Culicidae. Gene Ontology annotation, cellular component: clathrin complex; clathrin coat of coated pit; clathrin coat of trans-Golgi network vesicle. Gene Ontology annotation, molecular function: structural molecule activity; clathrin light chain binding. The record is from RefSeq and is a predicted model, not a curated record. Gene Ontology annotation, biological process: intracellular protein transport; receptor-mediated endocytosis. The transcript is spliced from 8 exons.
GAAUACAUCCAACGAAACAUCUUUUUUGAAGGCGACUAAUUAGAUUCAUAUUCAGUGCAGUGCAGCAUUACUGUAAAGAAUUUGAUAAAGUUUUCCAGAAAAUCUGUUUGGCAGAGGACACCAUGGCGCAAUCUUUACCAAUUCGAUUUCAAGAGCAUUUGCAGCUCACCAACAUAAACAUUAACGCAAGUUCAAUAUCGUUUACGAAUCUUACGAUGGAAUCUGAUAAGUUCAUCUGCGUCCGGGAAAAAGUAGGCGAAACUGCUCAAGUGGUUAUAAUCGACAUGAAUGACGCCCAAAAUCCUAUUCGUAGACCAAUAAGCGCUGAUUCUGCUAUAAUGAAUCCUGCAAGCAAAGUGAUUGCUUUGAAAGCUCAGAAAACCCUUCAAAUUUUCAAUAUUGAGAUGAAAUCUAAAAUGAAGGCGCAUACCAUGACAGAAGAGGUUGUCUUUUGGAAGUGGAUUAAUCUGAACACAUUGUCAUUAGUAACAGAAACUUCAGUGUUUCAUUGGUCUAUGGAAGGAGAUUCUACACCCGUCAAAAUGUUUGAACGACACUCUUCAUUGAACGGGUGCCAGAUCAUAAAUUAUAGAACCGAUCCCAAACAGACUUGGUUGCUUUUAGUUGGUAUAUCGGCUCAGCAAAAUCGAGUAAUCGGAGCAAUGCAACUUUAUUCAGUAGAGAGGAAAGUAUCGCAAGCUAUAGAAGGACAUGCUGCUUCAUUCGCUUCUUUCAAAAUGGAAGAAAACAAAGAGCCAUCAACGUUAUUCUGUUUUGCGGUUCGUUCUGCAGCCACUGCUAAACUUCAUAUCAUUGAAGUUGGGGCUCCUCCAACAGGCAACGCUGCAUUUUCAAAGAAAGCUGUUGAUGUAUUCUUUCCGCCAGAAGCACAGAGCGAUUUUCCAGUGGCUAUGCAAGUUUCUCCUAAAUAUGACGUAAUUUAUUUAAUAACAAAGUAUGGAUACAUACACAUGUAUGAUAUUGAAUCAGGAACAUGUAUCUACAUGAAUCGCAUAUCUGCUGACACAAUUUUCGUUACUGCACAACAUGAGAAUAGUGGUGGGAUCAUCGGUGUCAACCGUAAAGGUCAAGUUUUGUCUGUUACGGUAGACGAGGAACAAAUAAUACCAUAUAUCAAUAACGUUUUGCAAAAUCCGGAUCUUGCAUUACGUAUGGCUGUUCGAAAUAAUUUAGCAGGUGCUGAAGAGUUAUUUGUUCGAAAAUUCAACACAAUGUUUCAAAAUGGUCAAUUUGCUGAGGCAGCAAAAGUAGCAGCGAUCGCUCCGAAAGGAAUUCUUAGAACACCACAGACUAUUCAGAAAUUUCAACAAGUACCUGCCCAACCAGGGAAUAAUUCGCCUCCACUUUUACAGUAUUUUGGCAUUCUCCUUGAUCAAGGCAAGCUGAACAAAUAUGAAUCUUUAGAACUUUGUCGUCCAGUAUUGGCUCAAGGGCGGAAACAGUUGUGCGAAAAAUGGCUCAAAGAAGAAAAAUUGGAGUGUAGUGAAGAGCUCGGCGAUCUUGUAAAGCCCACCGAUCCAACACUAGCAUUGUCGAUUUAUUUAAGAUCAAACGUCCCCAAUAAAGUAAUUCAAUGUUUUGCGGAAACUGGUCAGUUCCAAAAAAUUGUUCUAUAUGCGAAAAAAGUGAAUUAUUCGCCGGAUUACAUUUUCCUAUUGCGUUCUGUUAUGCGUACAAAUCCUGAACAAGGAGCUGGAUUUGCUAGUAUGUUGGUAGCCGACGACGAGCCAUUAGGUGACAUUAAUCAAAUAAUCGACAUAUUCAUGGAACAAAAUAUGGUUCAACAAUGUACUGCUUUCCUGUUAGAUGCCCUUAAGAACAACCGUUCUAGUGAAGGCUCUCUUCAGACGCGAUUACUGGAAAUGAACCUCAUGUCAGCUCCACAGGUUGCUGAUGCUAUUCUCGGAAAUGCAAUGUUCACACACUAUGACAGAGCACAUAUUGCCCAGUUAUGCGAAAAGGCAGGCCUUCUUCAACGCGCUUUGGAGCACUAUACUGAUUUAUAUGACAUAAAAAGGGCAGUUGUUCAUACACAUCUAUUGAAUGGAGAUUGGUUAGUAGGAUUUUUCGGAACACUCUCUGUUGAAGACUCAUUGGAAUGUUUGAAGGCCAUGCUAACAGCAAAUAUUCGUCAAAACAUGCAAAUUUGCGUACAAAUUGCUACUAAGUAUCAUGAGCAACUUACAACGAAGGCUCUCAUCGAUUUGUUUGAAAGCUUCAAAAGCUAUGAAGGAUUGUUCUACUUCCUAGGAUCAAUUGUUAAUUUCAGCCAAGACUCCGAAGUUCAUUUCAAAUACAUUCAGGCUGCUUGCAAAACCAAUCAAAUCAAAGAAGUAGAGCGUAUAUGCCGUGAAUCUAACUGCUACAAUGCUGAGAGAGUUAAAAAUUUUUUGAAGGAAGCCAAACUCACCGAUCAGCUUCCUUUGAUCAUUGUGUGCGAUAGAUUCGAUUUUGUACAUGAUUUGGUUCUCUAUUUAUACAGGAAUAGUUUACAAAAAUACAUUGAAAUUUAUGUUCAAAAGGUUAAUCCGUCAAGAUUGCCAGUUGUAAUCGGUGGUCUAUUGGACGUGGACUGUUCGGAAGAUAUAAUCAAAAAUUUGAUUUUAGUUGUCAAAGGACAAUUUUCUACCGAUGAACUAGUCGAAGAAGUUGAGAAACGAAAUCGCCUCAAGCUUCUAUUGCCUUGGCUUGAAUCUCGUGUUCAUGAAGGAUGUGUCGAACCAGCUACUCAUAAUGCUCUUGCAAAAAUAUAUAUAGAUUCAAACAAUAAUCCAGAACGUUUUCUCAAAGAAAACCAGUUUUACGACAGUAGAGUUGUAGGGCGCUACUGCGAGAAACGCGAUCCUCAUCUUGCAUGCGUAGCUUAUGAACGAGGCCACUGUGACAAAGAAUUGAUAUCAGUCUGUAAUGAAAAUUCAUUAUUCAAAUCGGAAGCUCGAUAUCUCGUCCGCCGCCGUGAUCCUGAAUUAUGGACAGAUGUAUUAUCUGAAGCAAAUCCUUAUAAACGACAACUUAUUGAUCAAGUGGUGCAAACAGCACUCUCUGAAACUCAAGAUCCGGAUGAUAUCUCAGUAACAGUAAAAGCUUUUAUGACUGCUGAUUUGCCGAAUGAAUUGAUAGAAUUACUGGAAAAAAUCGUAUUGGAUUCUUCAAUUUUCUCAGAUCAUCGGAAUUUACAGAACCUUUUGAUCCUUACUGCUAUAAAAGCUGACCGCAGUAGAGUUAUGGAUUAUAUUAAUCGGUUGGAUAAUUAUGACGCACCCGAUAUAGCCAACAUCGCUAUCAAUAACGAACUUUACGAAGAAGCUUUUGCUAUAUUCAAAAAAUUUGAUGUUAAUACUUCAGCCAUACAAGUAUUAAUAGAACAAGUUCAAAAUCUUGAACGAGCGAAUGAAUUUGCUGAAAGAUGCAACGAAUCUGCGGUAUGGUCGCAAUUAGCUCGUGCUCAACUCCAGCAAGGAUUUGUUAAAGAGGCUAUUGACAGUUACAUUAAAGCAGAUGACCCUAGCUCGUAUAUGGAUGUAGUUGAAACAGCUAGUAAAAAUAAUUCUUGGGAGGAUUUGGUUCGUUAUCUGCAAAUGGCUCGUAAGAAAACUCGCGAAAGCUAUAUAGAAAGUGAACUUAUUUAUGCAUACGCUCGUACUGGUCGUUUAGCAGACUUAGAAGAAUUUGUUUCUGGACCGAAUCAUGCUGAUAUUCAAAAAAUUGGAGACCGUUGUUUUAAUGAUAAAAUGUUUGAAGCAGCUAAACUUCUUUAUAAUAACGUCAGUAAUUUUGCACGUCUUGCCAUCACACUUGUACAUCUACAAGAAUUCCAGGGAGCAGUAGAUGGCGCCCGCAAGGCUAAUUCAACUCGAACGUGGAAAGAAGUUUGUUUCGCUUGUGUAGAUGCAGGAGAAUUUAGGCUUGCUCAAAUGUGUGGCCUUCAUAUAGUGGUGCACGCUGAUGAAUUAGAAGAUUUGAUCACUUAUUAUCAAGAACGAGGCCACUUCGAGGAAUUAAUCGGUCUACUAGAGGCUGCACUUGGAUUAGAACGUGCGCAUAUGGGAAUGUUUACAGAGUUAGCUAUAUUAUAUUCAAAGUAUAAACCUAUCAAAAUGAGAGAGCAUUUAGAGCUCUUCUGGUCACGUGUCAACAUUCCAAAAGUGCUGCGAGCUGCAGAACAAGCGCAUUUGUGGUCUGAACUCGUAUUUCUUUUCGAUAAGUAUGAAGAAUAUGACAAUGCAGUUUUGGCGAUGAUAGCCCAUCCAACAGAAGCAUGGCGUGAAGGUCAUUUUAAGGACAUCAUUACCAAAGUAGCUAACAUUGAAUUGUAUUACAAAGCUAUACAGUUUUAUCUAGAAUACAAGCCUCUUUUGCUAAAUGAUAUGCUAUUGGUGCUUGCCCCUCGAAUGGAUCAUACCCGAGCUGUUAGUUUUUUCACUAAACAAGGUCAUCUUCAAUUAGUCAAAACUUAUCUGCGGUCUGUGCAAAGCUUGAAUAACAAAGCGAUAAACGAAGCAUUAAAUGGACUACUGAUUAAUGAGGAAGAUUACCAAGGACUAAGAACAUCAAUAGAUGCCUUUGAUAAUUUCGAUAAUAUUGCGUUAGCUCAAAAACUUGAAAAACAUGAACUUACUGAGUUCAGAAGGAUCGCUGCCUAUUUAUACAAAGGAAACAAUCGUUGGAAACAAAGUGUUGAAUUAUGCAAAAAAGACCGACUUUUCAAAGAUGCAAUGGAAUAUGCAGCAGAAUCACAUCAAUGCGAAUUAGCAGAAGAGCUUAUCGAAUGGUUUUUGGAACGAGAAGCUUAUGAUUGCUUUUCAGCUUGCUUAUUUCAAUGCUACGAUUUGUUACGACCAGAUAUAAUCCUGGAACUAGCCUGGCGUCAUAACAUAACAGAUUUCGCAAUGCCAUAUUUGAUACAGGUAAUCCGCGAAUAUACUUUCAAAGUUGAUAAACUAGAACUUGCUGAUGCCGAACGACUUAAAGAUGGUGAAAGUUCUGAACAUAAAUCUAUAAUUCUACCUGAACCACAAUUGAUGCUGACUGCUGGACCUGGUAUUGGUUUAACUCAAUACAAUCCUCAAUUCACUGGAGCCUAUGUUACAACCCAACAACAAUUUCCAGGAUACAGCGGCUUAUAAACAGAUUCAUGCGCAUUCAACGUAUUCGCAAAUGUAUAAUGCUCUGCAUGAAGUCGAGACAUACUAACAUGAUUUGUAACGGAAAAACCGCAACGGAAAAGAGGCAAAACGACCCACUAAACUGUUAUACCGUAUAAAAGUAUGCCGACUACAUCGAGAGACAUUGGACAGGUCUUACUUUGAGAUGACGAGGAAAGCGGACCGGAUAUGUACGGGAUCAGGGAGAGAUGAGAUAGUAGGAGAGAGAGAUUGGAAAAGGAGAAGGAUUGUGGGGGAUCUGGGCAGCCUCUUGGAAGCGACUGGGCCACUUUUGUUCGGGACUAGAAGAGACGCAACACCUAUAAUGUCUCUGGUGAAUUCGCGAAACCGCGUGUAAAAAGUUUUCUCAACAUCAAAUAGUGAAAACGUAGAAUUUAGACCCCGAUACAAAUGGUCUUUCACCAAUAGUCCGUAAAAGUGAAAUUAUAUAAAGAAUCGCGUCGGAAUAGUUGCUCCGUGAAGAAGUGUACCACCUUAAGUCAAUACAAGGUGACUUCGAGGGAUUUGCCGCAUGUUACAAUUUAUGACGGCCAACAUCCUACAUAUCUCGCGUGACACUGCAACAUCCAUACGUUGGACGCUAGUGCGAUUAUCAAUCCGCAUCCAACAUCAGGCGCAACAUAAACGACGGCGCUCUACAUCGACGUCGGCGCCCCGAUUGUACCACACCGGAAGCAGCGGACCUGGAUUUUGGUAUUCGUCCGAAUCAACGUAAGUCGAAUCAAUUCCUCUCUCUCUCCCAACCUUCCCCAAUGGCUGUUAAUCAAUGGGCCCCAACGAGAAACCGAUCGGUAGCACGUGAUAUGUUACAAUAAAGAAAGGUAGCAUGAUUAAA